UGACAAUCAUCCCUGCGCUUGGCGCUCGCCACCAGCGUUCAAUCCUCCAAAGCGUGUCACGACAUUCUUUUUUCCAUCUCUCACUCCAAACUCCACACCCCACGCUUACCUCCAUCGAACACGAUAUGAUCCUUGGUCCUGCCGCACCUCGCGCCUAAUCGAAACGAUGAGUUCCGAUCAACAAUCCCAAAACCCGGACACUCCUGGAGCGACGUCUCCCAACCAUUCCAAUGCUACUCCUGGAUAUAUGACGGUUGGCUCAGGCUCGACCCCGGAGGCUGCCGCCCGCCUAAUGUCGAUGCUAGACCAAGAUUCUGGCUAUGGAGGAAGUCUUGCAGAAGGAGAAGCCUCUGGCCGAAGUUGGCAUCAGGGUAUGGGCGAAGACAGGCCAACACCACCCCCAACCGAAAUCUUUUCUGGCCCCGCUGGGAAUGCAGAGCAAGAAAAACAGCGUAGCCAUGUGCUUCAGCUGCGAUACAAUAAGAACAAGAAUGCGCUGGCACGAGCGAUACACGGGUCCAUUGACAUGCUGAAGGGCUUCCAAGAGGAAAAUCUCAAAUGGCCAGCCCAUUAUCCCUCCGUCGCUCCCGAUCAUCAGAAAAAUCUACACAAUCGCACCGACUCGAGACCAGGACUGCAGCACACGCAGUCCGCUCUUAACGACUUCGAUCCGUCGUCGCGAUCGCCUGAUCGUCCAAGACCUCCGCGGCGAGCCGGCACUACAAUUCGAGAUGACUCCCCCGGAGAAUCGAGCUCGAGUGCGAUGCAGCAACCAAAGGUUGAGCCUAGAUUGAUAACUCCGCAACUCGCGCAUGACUUUUCCGUAUUGAAGCUGGAGCUACGCAUGGGUGGUCGCACACAAACUGAUUUGGUGCAUUCUUUGGAAAAGGGCUCCAUUGCGUCAUUGUUGGACGGACAAAUUCAACAGAGCAUCAAACACUUGUAUUCGAUCAAGGAGAGAAUUGAAGACACUGCAAGCAAAGUUCUUGUCACCGGCGAUCUCAAUGCUGGCAAGUCAACCUUUUGCAAUGCUUUGCUUCGACGGAAAGUGCUUCCGGAGGACCAACAACCGUGCACAAGCAUCUUCUGCGAGGUUCUUGACUUCAGAGAGAAUGGCAGUGUUGAAGAGGUCCAUGCGGUUCCUCUUGGAAAAGUCUAUAACCGCCACGAUGAGAGUACUUACACUGUCUUUUCGCUGACAGACUUGGAGAAGAUUGUGACUGACAAUGAACGAUUCUCGCAAUGCAAAAUAUACAUCAAAGAUAUUCGGUCCGUGGACGAGUCGUUACUCAACAACGGUGUGGUGGACAUUGCUUUGAUAGAUGCGCCUGGCUUGAACUCCGAUUCGGUGAAGACCACCGCAGUCUUUGCGCGGCAGGAAGAGAUCGAUGUGGUGGUCUUCGUUGUAUCAGCCGCCAAUCAUUUCACAGAAUCUGCAAAGAACUUCAUUUUCACAGCGGCUCGAGAGAAGGCGUAUAUUUUCAUGGUGGUCAACGGUUUCGAUACAAUCCGGGACCAACAGCGAUGCCAGGAAAUGAUCCUUAAGCAGGUACACAACCUGAGCCCUGCCACCUUCAAGGAGUCGAGCGAACUGGUUCACUUUGUUUCAAGCAAUGCUAUUCCCGUGGCUUCUUCCAGCGGAUCGCCUCCCGAUGGCGAUGGCGAUGAUGAUCCUUCCGACAAGGGCAAGGGCAAGGAAGCCGAGAAACAACGAGACUUUGAAGAGCUAGAAACGUCGUUGCGCCGAUUUGUGUUGGAGAAAAGGGCAAGAUCCAAAUUGGCACCCGCCAAAACUUACCUCUUGAACGUCUUGGGAGACAUUAACAACCUGGCCAAUGUCAACCGAGAUGUUGCACAGGCAGAGCUUGAUCGAGUCAAGAAGGAGAUUGAAGCUCUUGAGCCAGAGUUCGAAGAAUCUAAGAAGUCGCGGACCGAAGCUGGAGAAGCCGUUGAUCGCAUGGUUGAGGAGACUACGUCUGAUGUCUAUACCCACUCACGCAUCACCAUCGACAGCAGUAUUGCCAAAGUUGGGGAGCAAGACCUUGGAAUUGAGUAUCCUGGUAUUCUCUCCGCCUAUCAAUACGCCGAAGAUAUUCGAGAUUCCAUGCUUCAGGAGAUUACAGAAACGGUUCAUUCGUGCGAAGAACACGCGCGGCAACAAGCUUCACAAGGCUACAAUGGUAUCAAGAAUCUUGGUAUUCUUCAUCUCGGCAAUGAUCUACACGCUGAUGUUAUGUUCCGACCGGAAAGAAUGUUCAGAAAGACUGUGCAUGCGCUCGCUCGACAGGUUGAUAUAGAUAUCGAGUUGUGGGAUUUCUUUGACGUCACUCAUUUCUGGGAACGACAAGAGAAAGUUGCUGGCGCCAGCAUGGCCGUCACAGUUGCUGGUGUUGUUGGUGGUCGCAUGGUUGGCGGUGUGGGCUGGUUAGAUGGUGCCUUGGGAGCUGCGAAGAUUGUAGGCUCCAACAACAUCAGAAGACUGAUUAUCCCUGGUCUUGUUGCAGGUGUUGCCAUUGGUGUUUCCUACAUUUUAUCGUCCAUACCCAAGUCUUUGCCCCAUCGACUUAGCGCCAAACUAUCCGCCCAACUGGCUGCCAUCGACUAUACUCACUCCAACGCUUUACGCAUCAGCUCUGAGGUUCGCCGCGCGCUCAAAGGUCCUGCCAAUGACGUCCGUAUCGGUUUACAGCGCAAUGUUGAGAAACUGCAACUCAAGAAGGAGGAGACGACCAAGUUCAAAGCCGAAGCCUCAGAUGCACGCAAAUACUUCGGCAACCUCUUCCGUCAAGGCAGUGAGCUACGAGAGUCGGUGAACAGGAUCGAUCUGGAGGCUGCGCCACCUGCCCCAGUCGCCAGUACGAACUAA
Molecule: messenger RNA, 2866 nt
Organism: Periconia digitata
Lineage: Eukaryota; Fungi; Ascomycota; Dothideomycetes; Pleosporales; Periconiaceae
Source: the annotation of a GenBank genome assembly